Messenger RNA from Helianthus annuus (common sunflower), 813 nucleotides. RefSeq lists its product as uncharacterized. Bases 1 to 813 code for a protein of 270 amino acids. The transcript has a single exon. The record is from RefSeq and is a predicted model, not a curated record. Lineage: Eukaryota; Viridiplantae; Streptophyta; Magnoliopsida; Asterales; Asteraceae.
AUGGUUUGGGAUAACAUUCGGGAGGUUAUUAGUUCAGGGUCUUGUCAGUGGGUGUUACUUGGUGACUUCAAUGCGGUUAGAUUUCCUGAAGAUAGGAAGAACACGGGUUUUAACAGAACUUGCGCUAAAGAUUUCAAUGAAUUCAUAGACGAGACUGGGUUGGUGGAGUAUAGUAUAAGAGGCCGUAAGUUUACAUUUUUAGCUCCGAAUUCUAACAAACUCAAUAAAAUUGAUCGUGUGCUAGUUAGUAAAGAUUUCUUUGAGGCUUGGCCCGAUGCUUGUUUUGGAGUGCUCCCGAGACUGCACUCUAAUCACUGCCCAUUAAUUCUUGAGACGUCUCGGAAAAAUUUCGGUGCUAAACCUUUCAGAUUCUUCAAUUCUUGGCUCGAAAAGGAAGGUUUUGAUGAUUUGGUGGAAACUGUCGUGGGUUUGUUUGUUAUGGAGGGAGGGCUUCCUGACGUGGUUUUGACUAAAAAGUUUAAGCACCUUAGAACCUGUAUUAAGAGGUGGAGAAACGAUAUGGAAAUCAAAGAGAAUGAGGACUUUUUGAGGGAUAAGGAAGAGUUGGAGAAUAUGGAUAAUAUUGUUGAAUCUACGGAUCUUAAUGAGGAAGUGUGUUGGAUAAAGGAGGAGUGCAUGAACAACAUUCGAGUUCAGGAGUAUUUGGCGGCCAUGGAUUUGAAACAAAAGUCUCACUGCAGGUGGGCGGUUGAGGGCGACGAGAAUUCUGGUUUUUUUCAUAGACUGAUCAACAACAGAAGAAAAAAAAACCGGUAUCCCAGGGCUCAACAUUGGGGGUACGUGGAUUACUAA